GGUGCAGCGCCGGGACACCGCCGAGGAUGACUCCAGCAUGUCCAUGGCAGGCAGCCACACCUUUGGUCGGUACAACAACUUUGCGAACGCAGCGCACAUGCUUUGCAGGCUCGUCCGGCGAACCUCAGGCAAUCCGCACGCCAUUGACCCUUGGACUGACAGCUUGUGCAGCUGCGCUGAGCGCUGUCAGAGUUGUGUUGAAGUGCUGGCAGAGGAUUGGCAAAUGAAUCUUCGCGGCGGCGUCGGGCGCAAGCCGGAGGACGGAUGGCGAAGGUACUUCAGCCGGAAGCAGGCGAGCUUCGAUGCGAUACAGAGAAUCUGCAAUCCCAACGACGAGGCGUACCAGUCCCAACUCGGCACGCCCGUCGACAACACCUUUGACCGUCAUAAAGGCUCUGGGGCGGG
This is a messenger RNA of Symbiodinium necroappetens, 405 nucleotides long. The record is from the annotation of a GenBank genome assembly. Lineage: Eukaryota; Dinophyceae; Suessiales; Symbiodiniaceae.